Fragaria vesca subsp. vesca is the source of this 1069-nucleotide messenger RNA. RefSeq names its product reticulon-like protein B16-like. NCBI's taxonomy places the organism in Eukaryota, Viridiplantae, Streptophyta, Magnoliopsida, Rosales, Rosaceae. The transcript has 5 exons. The coding region runs from base 166 to 873 and encodes 235 amino acids. The record is from RefSeq and is a predicted model, not a curated record.
UUUGACAGGUGUCGUCUCUAGUCCAAACUCUUGAGAAGCAUCAGAUCCCCCAAAACCUAAGAAUUCUUGUGUCGUUUUCUUCAAUAAUUUGACACCCAAAUCGAUAGCAGUUCAACUCUUUAUAGGCAUUUCAGGUUAAAGUUGAAGUCUUUGGUGUGGGAAAUCAUGGAGGCUUCACACGAAUUGUGUUCCAUAGAGGAAGAUGGGGAUGGUGAGAAGGCCAUGACUACCACUUCUUAUCCCGCCGGCGCCUCCGACUUCCGGUUGUUUGACCGGCAAGGCUCAGUUCACGAUUGCUUUGGUGGGGGACAAGCUGCUGAUGUUCUGUUGUGGAGACGGCGGCGUGUUUCUAUCGGUGCUAUUGUUGCCGCCACAGUCUCUUGGCUUCUGUUAGAGCGGUCUGGAUUAUCAUGCUUAACAGUUUGCUCAGAUAUCUUGCUGAUUUUGGUUGUAUUGCAAUUCCUUCGAGCCAACUAUGCUGUUUUUCGAAAUAGACAAUUGCAAGCAAUACCAGAGCUAGUGGUAUCAGAGGAAAUGGUUAACAAUGCCGCCGCAUCAUUUCGGGUUAAAAUCAACAACGUGCUGCUUAUGGCUCAUGACAUCACUAUUGGGAAAGAUUUUAAAUUGUUUUUCAAGGUGGUGGUUUGUUUGUGGCUCAUGUCUGUCAUUGGCAGCUUUUUCUCUUUCUUCACCCUUGCUUAUAUUGGUUCAGUCAUGUCCAUAACAAUUCCUGCCUUGUUCAGCAAAUAUGAAGGGACUGUGGAUAAGUAUUGUGGAAAGAUCCACCGCCAAUUUUCAAGGCAUUAUAAAGUCGUGGAUGAGAGUGUUUUUAACAGACUCCCCAGAAAUACAUCCAAAGACAAAGACCCUUAAUCCAGAUACUUUAGAUUUAGACCCCAAAACUAAUAGAUGUGUUGCUGCUGUGUAAAAGACUGUCAUUCAAGGCUUACACUGAGUUUCAAUCAUUUUAGAUGCAGUUAUUCUUGUCCAGUCAUUGAUAUGUUGAUAUCUAAUUGUUAUGGGUCAUUCGAUGAGUGCCUUUUUCAGCAUAUUCUCAGUUUCCUAUCUC